GUUUCUACGGCAUUCAAACGCUCUGGAAUUUUAGUUGUUUCGAAGUUUGCAGGUUUUUUUACGGUUGUGGGUCCAGGACCACUUGCGUCAUAACCUGGUCAGGUAGUUAAUCAAUCGAAAGUCGCAGUAGUAGGGUAGGGUUUAGCAUUGCGUGGGGUUUAGCAACGCGAGCAUUCUGUUUGUCGCUUGAUUCAGGUGUAGUGGUGAGGUGCAACGGGAAGCCGAAGUAGGGCCUUGAGGGAAGCAUCGAAGGAUGUUUUUGUAUAAUUUGACGUUGCAACCGGCAACGGGAAUAGUGUGUGCAACAUAUGGCAAUUUCACGGGUGGCAAGAGCCAGGAGAUUGUGGUAGCUAGAGGUAAGGUGCUGGACUUGCUGCGACCUGAUGACAAUGGGAAAUUGCAGACGCUGCUCUCAGUGGAAAUAUUUGGAGCCAUACGGUCUCUUGCGCAAUUCCGCCUCACUGGUUCCCAGAAGGAUUAUAUUGUCGUAGGCUCCGACUCAGGUCGCAUAGUGAUCCUUGAGUAUAACAAAGAGAAAAACAUCUUUGAAAAGGUGCACCAGGAGACAUUUGGGAAGUCAGGAUGUCGGAGGAUUGUACCUGGGCAAUAUUUGGCUGUAGACCCCAAGGGACGUGCUGUAAUGAUCGGUGCUUGCGAAAAGCAGAAGCUGGUUUAUGUGCUGAACCGCGAUAAUGCUGCGCGCCUCACAAUUUCGUCCCCCUUAGAGGCUCACAAAUCGCAUACCAUAGUUUAUUCCAUCACGGGUGUUGAUUGUGGCUUUGAUAACCCUAUCUUCGCUGCCAUUGAGCUAGAUUACUCCGAGGCAGACCAGGACUCGACAGGGCAGGCCGCAAACGAAGCGCAGAAGCACUUGACGUUUUAUGAGCUCGAUUUAGGGCUUAACCACGUUGUUCGGAAAUGGACAGAACCUAUUGAUAAUGGAGCUAAUAUGCUAGUUACAGUACCUGGUGGUGGGGAUGGACCGAGCGGGGUGCUCGUUUGUGCAGAAAAUUUUGUUAUUUACAAGAAUCAAAAUCAGCCUGAUAUUCGUGCAGUUAUUCCACGGAGGCAGGACCUACCUCCGAAUAGAGGAGUAUUGAUCGUUUCCGCUGCCACUCACAAGCAGAAAGCUCUGUUCUUCUUCUUGUUGCAGACCGAAUAUGGUGACAUUUUUAAAGUCACCUUGGACUACGACAAGGAUGAUCAAGUGACCGAGCUGAAGAUUAAGUACUUUGACACCAUCCCCGUGACCUCUGCAAUGUGCGUUUUGAAAUCUGGUUUCCUAUUCGCUGCUUCGGAAUUCGGAAAUCAUUCUUUGUAUCAAUUCCAAAGUAUUGGUGAAGAACCGGAGGUGGAGUCAUCGUCUUCCACUCUUGUGGAAACUGAAGAGGGUUAUCAGCCUAUUUUCUUCCAGCCCAGGAAACUUAAGAAUUUGGUACAGAUUGAUGAUAUUGAGAGUUUGAUGCCCAUUAUGGACAUGAAAGUGGCCAAUAUUUUUGAAGAGGAAACUCCACAGAUCUUUUCCUUGUGCGGCAGGGGUCCCAGGUCAUCUCUUCGCAUACUACGCCCCGGUCUUGCAGUGACAGAAAUGGCCGUGUCUCCGCUUCCUGGAGUGCCCAGUGCCGUGUGGACCGUUAAGAAGCAUGCCAAUGAUGAGUUCGAUGCUUACAUUGUGGUGUCCUUUGUGAACGCUACUUUGGUUCUUUCUAUUGGGGAAACCGUUGAGGAAGUAAGUGACAGUGGUUUCUUGGACACGACUCCUUCCUUAGCAAUCUCUCUUCUGGGUGACGACUCACUUAUGCAAGUGCACCCAAGUGGUAUUCGUCAUAUCAGGGCCGAUGGGCGUAUCAACGAGUGGAAAACACCUGGAAAGAAGACCAUCGUGAAAGUUGGAUACAAUCGAAUGCAGGUGGUUAUUGCCCUCAGUGGGGGGGAGCUUAUUUACUUUGAGAUGGACAUGUCAGGUCAGCUGAUGGAAAUUGAGAAGCGGGACAUGACGGGAGAUGUUGCUUGCCUCCACAUUGCGCCUGUGCCUGAAGGCCGUCAGCGGUCACGGUUCUUAGCUGUUGGUUCAUAUGACAGCACCAUUCGGAUCCUGUCCCUGGAUCCAGAUGAUUGUAUGCAGAUUUUGAGUGUUCAAGCAGUCUCAUCUCCACCGGAAUCGCUCCUCCUUCUUGAAGUGCAGGCUUCGACAGGAGGUGAAGAUGGUGCAGAUCACCCAGCGAGCGUCUUUCUUAAUGCUGGGUUACAGAAUGGAGUGCUGCUCAGGACCGAAGUAGAUAUGGUGACUGGACAGCUAUCAGACACACGUACCCGAUUUUUAGGUCUGCGAGCCCCCAAGCUCUUCUCGGCUCGAGUUAGGGGGAGGCGGGCGAUGUUAUGUCUUUCGAGCAGACCUUGGCUUGGUUAUAUUCAUCAAGGCCAUUUCUUAUUGACGCCGUUGUCGUAUGAAACCUUGGAGUAUGCUGCAUCUUUUUCCUCAGAUCAGUGCGCAGAAGGUGUCGUGGCAGUGGCUGGAGAUGCGCUUCGCGUAUUUACUAUCGAGAGACUUGGCGAGACAUUCAAUCAAACAGUUGUGCCCCUCCGGUAUACCCCUCGCAAGUUCAUUCUUCAUCCCAAACAGAAAUCUCUCAUUAUUCUCGAGAGUGAUCUAGGUGCUUUUAGUACAGAGGAGCGGGAAGCUAAUAAAAAGGAAGCAGUGAAGGCUACAGGUGGUCGCGAUGAUGAGAAAGCAAAUGGAGAGGAUGAAGAAAUGGCUGACGGGGAGAACGAGGAUCCUCUUCCUGAUGAGCAAUAUGGCUAUCCAAAAGCAGAGUCGAACAAGUGGGCGUCUUGCAUUCGAGUAUUGGAUCCAAAGACGAGCACAACCACUUGCCUUCUGGAGUUGCAAGAAAAUGAAGCAGCCUUCAGCCUAUGCGCUGUUAAUUUUCAUGAUAACAAGGAAUUGGGGACUCUUAUAGCUGUUGGAACCGCUAAGAAUAUGCAGUUUAUGCCAAAGAAAGAGUCAUCUGGUGGCUUUAUACACAUUUAUAGGUUUGUAGAAGAAGGGAGGAUCCUUGAACUUGUGCAUAAGACUCCCGUGGAUGGGGUUCCUACAGCUCUGUGUCAGUUCCAAGGUCGUCUUCUGGUUGGGGUAGGUCAAGUGUUGAGAAUAUACGAUCUUGGAAAAAGAAAGUUGCUGCGUAAGUGUGAGAACAAAAAUUUUCCGAACACAAUUAUCGCUAUCCACACAUAUGGCGACAGAAUAUAUGUUGGUGAUAUACAAGAGUCAUUCCAUUAUGUUAAAUACCGACGGGACGAAAAUCAGCUGUACACUUUUGCGGAUGAUAGCUGCCCGCGGUGGUUGACUGCGUCACUUCAUAUCGAUUUUGACACUAUGGCUGGAGCGGACAAGUUUGGUAAUGUUUACGUCAUGCGAUUACCUCAAGAUGUUUCAGAGGAGAUAGAAGAUGACCCUACUGGAGGUAAAAUUAAAUGGGAGCAAGGUCGAUUGAAUGGGGCGCCAAACAAGGUUGAGGAGAUUAUCCAGUUUCAUGUUGGAGAAGUAGUCACAAGCUUGCAAAAAGCAUCUCUCAUUCCAGGCGGAGGAGAAAGUGUGCUCUACGGCACUAUCAUGGGAAGCGUGGGAGCUCUGUUGCCAUUUUCAUCCCGUGAAGAUGUGGACUUCUUCUCUCAUCUUGAGAUGCACUUGCGACAAGAGAAUCCACCUUUGUGUGGUCGUGAUCACAUGGCAUUUCGAUCUGCAUAUUUCCCUGUCAAGGAUGUAAUUGAUGGAGAUCUAUGUGAGCAGUAUCCAAUGCUUACAUCCGAGUUGCAAAGAAAGAUUGCUGACGACCUUGAUCGAACCCCAGGUGAAGUUUUGAAGAAGCUCGAGGACAUCAGGAAUCGAAUUAUUUAAGCACUAUUCCGAUGACUCUCUGAUCGAGUUCCAUUUCACGGCUCCUAACUUCAUCGCCCUCCCAUAGCUGCCGGGACAAAUAUGUAGAGAUGCGUACUCCGGGGACUGACCAGGCACGGUGAAGAAUCACUCUCUGAGAGAGUUUCUUCCAAACACAAAUGGCAAUCUAUGGACAUAUUCUUGCCUUUGGAAAGACGAUCACCUGCACUAAUGCCCGAGAUAUGCAAGGACUGAGAAGCGGAAGGCAGUUUUUGACCACACUAUAGAUGUAUCCUGUCUGAAAGUGUUCUUCCAUCUGUAUGCAAUGUGGUGUGAGAAAGACUUUUCAACAAACAUGAGAUAUUUUAGAUUUUGACCUUCAGUGAGACAGUGAUCUGAAGCGCGUGCAAUGCUGUGACUAUUGCAGGUGUUGUUCUGCCUUUCACUUGAUUUUUUGGAAACAAGUUAACGGAGACAUGUAUUAUUAUUAUUGUUGUUAUCAUUAAUCAUUUGCUUUUGUCCAAUUUUGGACACGUAGUUUGCGACACA
Messenger RNA from Physcomitrium patens, 4426 nucleotides. RefSeq names its product spliceosome-associated protein 130 A. The record is from RefSeq and is a predicted model, not a curated record. Gene Ontology annotation, molecular function: nucleic acid binding; protein binding. Lineage: Eukaryota; Viridiplantae; Streptophyta; Bryopsida; Funariales; Funariaceae. Gene Ontology annotation, cellular component: nucleus.